This is a messenger RNA of Phalaenopsis equestris, 812 nucleotides long. RefSeq names its product ricin B-like lectin R40G3. The coding region runs from base 71 to 628 and encodes 185 amino acids. The record is from RefSeq and is a predicted model, not a curated record. The transcript has 4 exons. Lineage: Eukaryota; Viridiplantae; Streptophyta; Magnoliopsida; Asparagales; Orchidaceae.
AGAAGCGCCCAAUUAAUCCCAACCCAUCCGCUAAUCAAUCCUCGAAGAUCCCCAGCACAGAAAAGAAAGCAUGAGCUUGUUCCAUCACCACCACCACCACGAUCAAAACCCCUCCGUCAAUCCACCUCAGCCUCGCCCCGCCCCUUUCGAUGGCGAAAUGAUCCGCAACCCCACCGUCCGAAUCUACACCAAAGCAGAAGAAAAUUACUCCCUCACCGUCCGCGAUGGCGCCGUCAUCCUCGCUCCGGCGAACCCCCGCGACGAAUUCCAGCACUGGUUCAAGGAUUUCCGUUGGGGCACGCAGGUGAAAGACGAAGAAGGUCUCCCUGCUUUCGCUCUCGUCAAUAAAGCCACCGGUUUAGCCAUCAAACACUCGCUCGGCCCAACUCAUCCUGUUCGUUUGGUACCUUUCAAUCCUGAUUUCCUGGACGAAUCUAUACUGUGGACCGAAAGCCAUGACACUGGAGAGGGCUUCCGCUGCAUCAGAAUGGUGAACAAUAUACAGCUUAACUUUGAUGCCUUCAAUGGCGAUAAGGAGCACGGUGGCGUUCAUGAUGGCACCACCAUCGUGCUCUGGGAAUGGGUUAAGGGCAAGAAUCAGAGGUGGAAGAUUGCUCCCUAUUACUAAAGGGAGGAAAGACGAUGGAUUCUGGUGAAUGUGAUUUGGAGCUGAAUGUUACAAUAAGAUUCGUUCCAGAGUGGGUUGCUUUUAGCUGCACUUUGAACGGAGUUUGUUUGUUUUGUGAUGUUGGAUGUUUUUUGUAAUGGCUUGAUUAGUAAGUUUGAAGGCUUCCAUAUGUCUCUUAUGUAUU